AUGAUUAAGGUAGGUCAGCAUAGUUUAUUUAUAUUGGCAGCAAUAAAUGAAUUAAAUCGUAAUCAAUUUGCCAUUUUACGAGAAAAGAUUUCUAGAUUAUAUUCCUUACUUGAAGUAUUAAAAAAAUUAACUGAAGAACAAAGUCAUUUUAUUGAUUUAGAUUUACGUAAUGAUUUAUCAAAUAUACAUUGGGAUUUAGUUAAUUUAGAAUAUACAAUGGCACAAAUAAUACCAGCUAUUGAAAAUUCAUUAUUAAAUCAUUCACGAAAAGAUGUUAAAGAUACACCAAAAGAUGAUAUAAAUGAUACAGCAUUACAAGAGAUUCCUAAAAAAGAGAAUGAGAAAGACAAUGAAGAAACUGCAGAUAAAGAUAAUGAUAAAUCUACAAAAGUAUUAAAAGAUUUAGAAGAACGUUGGCGUACGAUACGCUCAAAUUUAAACUUAAAUAUUGACAUCAUCAAAAAGAAUUCAAAGCAAAGUGUUGUACCGUCCAGUUGUGGGGAUGAUAGUAAACGUACAAGUAUUUAUAAUAAUAUGUUAUCAAUUAAAGAUGAAGUCAAUCGAAAAUUAUCUACGCAUAAAGAAACACGUGACGAUUAUAAAAUUAUAGAUAAUAAAUCGUCAUUACCGUCCCGGCCAUCAUCUCCUCCAGUAUCUAUAUCCCCACCAAUAUCAAUAUUCGAUGAACAGAUUGAAAAUACAAUGUUGCUAGAUUCAAAAAAUUUAACAAAAUCGAUUAAAUUAAUGAUUAAUGAAAAUAUAACAAAAAUAGCUGAUAACAAAACAAUAACUGUUUUACAAGAUAAAACUCAAACAUUUUACGAUAGUGAAUCAUUAUUUAGUAUUGAUAUGCAAAGUAGUUCAUCAUUAGAGAAAAAUGUACUAGAAAACUGCAAGCAACAUUUUCCUAUUAAUUAA
Molecule: messenger RNA, 918 nt
Organism: Chrysoperla carnea
Lineage: Eukaryota; Metazoa; Arthropoda; Insecta; Neuroptera; Chrysopidae
Exons: 4
Coding region: 1-918 (305 amino acids)
Source: RefSeq, a predicted model, not a curated record